AUGGAGAUGCCAGCCGAGUACGUAGGCAAGGACAGUUUCUUCGGAGGCACCCCGCCGCUUCCGCAGGCAGCUGGCUACGCAAUCGUCCUGGGCUUCGGUGCCUUCUUCUCGGUGUUAACGACCAUCAUGGUGUACUUGGACAAGACCGCCAACGGCACAGUAAUCACCUCGGAGUUCUUCAACACCGCGGGCAGGAAUGUGAAGACGGGGCUCACAGCGUCGGUCAUCGUGUCGCAGUGGACCUGGGCUGCAACGCUGCUGCAGUCCUCCAACGUGGCCUGGAAUUACGGCGUCUCUGGCCCGUUCUGGUACGCCAGCGGCGCCACCAUCCAGGUGCUCCUGUUCGGUAUCCUCGCCAUCGAGUUGAAGAGGCGGGCACGGACGUGCCACACGGUCUGCGAGCUGGUGUACGUGCGCUGGGGCAAGGCCGCGCAUUUGACCUUCAUCUUCUUCUGCCUGCUCGCCAACGUGAUCGUGACGUCGAUGCUGCUGCUGGGCGGCGCCGCCACCGUGAACGCGCUGACGGGCGUGGACACCGACCUCGCCUCCUUCCUCAUCCCGUGGGGCGUGAUCCUGUACACGGCGGCUGGCGGUCUGAAGGCCACGUUCAUGGCUUCCUACUUGCACACGGCAGUCAUCUUCUUGGUCCUCGUGGUCUGCGUAUACACCGUGUACGUCAAGGAAUACUCUUCGAACAUCAUCUACGACAAUCUGCAGGCGAUCUCGGGCAUGAGCGCGGCGCAGUGCGAGAGUCGCUUCUCUACGGGCGGGGCAACCUUCUACGAGGCGGGGAGCUACUCGUGCGGCCCAGUGGUCGACAACAACGACGGCUCGUACCUGACAAUGCUCUCGCUGGGCGGCCUCAAAUUCGGCAUCAUCAACAUCGUGGGCAAUUUCGGCACCGUGUUCGUGGACCAGUCCUACUGGCAGUCCGCCAUCGCUGCCAAGCCGGCCAGCGCGCACAAGGGCUACCUGCUGGGCGGCCUGGUGUGGUUCACCAUCCCGUUCGCACUGGCCACCUCUCUGGGUCUGGCUGGUGUGGCGCUCGGCUUGCCCAUCACCGCGGCGGAGGCUGGCUCUGGCCUUGUGCCGCCGGCCACCGCCGCGCACCUCUUCGGUGAUUUCGGAGCCGUCAUGAUGGCCACCAUGCUCUUCAUGGCCAUCACGUCCACAGGCUCCGCGGAGGGCAUUGCGGUCUCCUCCUUGAUCUGCUACGACGUGUACAGGCGGUACAUCAACCCGAGCGCAACUGGCGAUCAGAUUCUCAAGAUCUCCCGCGUCGUCAUGGUAGUCUUCGGGCUCGCCAUGGGUGCUCUGGGCGUGGCCCUGAACCACAUGGGCUUGAACCUGGGUUGGGUGUACCAGUUCAUCGGCAACGCCAUCGGCUCAGCGGUGUUGCCCCUGUGGAACGUCCUGAUGUGGAAGGACGCCAAUGCCAUGGGCGCCAUUGUUGCGGCGUGGGGUGGCAUGGUUCUCGCGCUGGACUACGGUGACAUCAGCGACGCGUUGUUCGGUGACUUCGGCAUGCAGAUCUUCGUCAAGACGCUCGCGGGCCAGACCAUCACUUUGCACGUGCAGGCCAGCGACAGCGCUCGCAAGAUUAAAGCAGAUAUUCAAGGUAGGGCUGGCACUCCCACAGCUAUGCAGCGCCUUGUCUUCGCGGGGAAGCAGCUGGAUGACGACACGCCGCUUCAGCAUUUUAACGUGCAGGAGGGGUCCACGCUGCAGCUCGUGUUGCGCCUGCGAGGCGGCAUGCGGCGGCGCCCUGCCGCGGCGCCGGCAGCCGACCUGCGGCGUCCUGCUGCGGCGCCCGCCGCCGACCCUCCUGGGUCGAGCUCCGGUGGACAGCAUGCGCCACCGCCGCCACUGGGACCUGCCGCAGGCGACGUCGACAUCCCCGAGGCCCCGGUUGUCCCUGCCUAUCCACGUAAGAAGGUGGCGUGGGAUCCACCGCUCCCGCUCUCGAACUAUUCUGACUUGGGAGGCACCUUCGCGUCCAGAGCACUCGCAUACCAACACGUUGGCGUUCGGCUGCGCGUGCGGGGCUGCAAAGCCACGGUCAUUUCCACCAGCGAGCACGCUGUGUACCUCCACUGCAAGCAUUGGGAUUGCAGCAGGAACCCUUGCGGGUGGAAGGCCCUUCUACGUAAAGUGCCUCAUUCCGCUGAUGGCACGUGGGAGUUGUACACGAACGGCGUGGCCCACGACAACGCGAACCAGGCUGGGGCGCGAGGUGUGGACACGCUUGCACAACGCGAGGAGAUCCUGAAGCAGCUCCGAGCUACCCCAUCAACAAGGCCCCGAUCCGCCCUCACUGCAGUGCGCGGCAACCCGGCUGUUCCCGACGAGUGCAUUGACUUGGCCAAGAUCCAGCUGUACAAGAAGCACCUCUUCAGCGCCACGGUUCUCCACAAGCAGGACCUCGGCGAUCUCGCCACCGCCGUCGCGAAGUACAGUUCUGCGCCCUCGGGGCAGCACGAUCCGUUCUUCUGCGUGAACCACCUCCGCAGAGACGAGGCCGGGAAGGUGCGGAUCACGCUCGUGUGCACCACGAAGGCCUUGCAACACCGGUGGGUGUCCGCGAGCGACAUUUCCACGUGCGCCGCCGACGGCGGUUUCAAAUUCUCGUUGCUGGGCCGCCCUCUGACGAUUCUCGGGGUGAUCUCCCCAGCAGGCCAGCUCGGGGUAUGCGCCCUCAUCCUGACGUCCACCAUGCAGCGGGAGCACCUCGAGGAGGCUUUUCUCGGUUUCCGGACCAGCGCGGAGGCGACGACCCAGAGGCCCGGCGGGAAGCAAUUCAGCAUGAGCGACGCCGAGGCCGCCUAUCAGCAAGGACUGCGGAAUGUGUUCGGGUCGUUCCCGUUGAUGUGCGGUUUCCACUGGGUCGCGGCCAUCCGGAAGUUCUGGUUCGAGCACAGCAGGGUCAACAGCGGCUACUCCAAGCACAGGGACGGCGCUCGCGCCGACAUCAUCACCUACAUCGAAUCCAUGUGGAUGCAGCAGAUCACGGGGUGGAGGCGAGGCUACUGCAAUGGUGGUCCUCUCCCUGGGACGAAUAACGCCGUGGAGUCGCAGAUCGGCCUCACCAGGGAUGACUUCGGAAAUGUUCCCGGCAACGACAUGGCAUUGAUUGAUUUUCUCGCCGUCAAGGCCGGGUGCUUCUCCAAGGACAAGUACGACGCGAAUGCGGCCAGGCCAGUCCCGACGGAGUUGUGGCGGCGAGCGCAUGAGUUCAAGAAAAUCCACGCGUCGACCAAGGUUGUGCGCCUGAACGACGUGACGGCUUUCCCCGUGUUCUUCUGCUGGGAGCGCCAGACAUCCAUCGCCGACAGGGAGCGCAUGACCGUCCGGCAGGCCCGUGAGUUGCUCGUCAUCGAGGGGUGCAUGCGCCGCGGGGAAGACGUAUCCUACACGAACCUCACGCUGUUCGCGCAGGGCCGGCGGGGCGGCGGAUCCCUCGGCGACAUCCCGGCGCAAGCGGACGACACACCCCUGUGCUCGUCCGCCAGGGGCCCCGGCCGGGCCAGGCGGGCAGGCGAUCGCUACGCCACUGCGCUCGAUGAGCCGUUCGCCCCUGCCUCCGCCGCCGCCCAGAAGCCGAAGGCCGACAUCAACGAGGCCCUGGCCGCCCUCCGAGCGCUGCCACCGCCAGGGGCGCGCUCGGCGCCCGCCAUGCAGCGGCCCGCAGGGGCGCGCGCGCCCGGCAAGGCGAACAUCGCCGGAGCCGGCCCUGCCCUGGAGGGUCCCGGCGCUUGCGCUGCCGGGAAGCGCCGCCGCCUGACGGGGAAGUCCCCCCCUGCGCCGCUGCCCGGGGUCGGCGAGGUGGCCCAUGUGUACGUGUACCAGGCGAACCAGGCAUGCCAGGAGGCCACGUUGGUCAUUCAGCUCGAGGUCCCAGUGAGCACCACCAUUGCUGCCUGUGUCCAGGAGAUCUCCAGGGCGGCCGGCGCCCCAGUGUCCGACAUCGCACUCUUCGACAUGGACUGCGGCUACGGGCCCUGGCUAGCCGAUGACCUCGCGACGGCGAUCGGCGGCAAGCGCCGCGUCUUGCUCCGGCAAUUCCGCGCCGGCUGGUCGACUAUUUUGGCCACGGCGAUCUGCAAGGAGAAUGAAUUGGUUGGCGGCAGUGGUUACCAGCGCUCGAAUGAAAGCUUGGUGUCUGUGCUGAAGUAUUCAGCUCCAGAAGGAUCCAUCUCCGUGCGGGACCACGCGUUGGGCUUUCGCAGCCAUGCGCCAGAAGAUGAUCAUGUGGAGGUCGUCUUCCACUACACGUCCAAGCUCGGGUUUGUGAACGUCACUAAUCUGGUUUUGGGGGGCGCUCGGACCUUCAGCGCCAAGCAUAAUCUCGCAGUCUUCGUGAAGCAGACCGUGCGCAGAGAUGAGGCCGAGGCCUUCCACCGCGCGGCCCUCGCCGUCCAGGCCCUGUACCGCGCGGCCCUCGCCGUCCAGGAGGGGGCGUUCGGGGCCCAGCACCAGGAGGCCCUCCGCACUGAGCAUCAACUCCCGGACCUCCGGAAGCAGUCCGGGCGCAGAAAGGAGGCCGAGGCCCGACGCCGCGAGGCCCUCGCCGUCCAGGAGGGGGCGCUCGGAGGCCAGCGCCAGGAGACCUUCCGCACCAAGCAUAAUCUCGCGGACCUCCUGAAGCAGUCUGGGCGCAGAGAGGAGGCCGUGGCCCGACGCCGCGAUGUCGUUGCCGCCCAGGAGGGCUCGCUUGUGGGCCGGCAUCAGGAGACCCUCCGCACCGAGCAUAAUCUCGCGGACCUCCUGAAGCAGACCGGGCGCAUAGAGGAGGCCAAAGCCCGUCAGGACGAGCUCAAGAGGGCAUACCGCCGCAUGGCCAUGCGGUGGCACCCGGACCGGCCGCACAACAGCGGCAAGGCGGCGGAGGCCACCGAGAUGUUCCAGCUGGCCAAGGAGGCCUACGACUUCCUGCUGCAGGACUGCCAGCGGCCCCGCACGAUCUACUGAGACCCCGUGGCUAUUGGGCAGCGCCGUGCCGCGCACGCGAGCCGGGCGAGGUGCACGCGAGCCUGUUCCGCGGCUCUCCUGCUC
Messenger RNA from Prorocentrum cordatum, 5052 nucleotides. NCBI's taxonomy places the organism in Eukaryota, Dinophyceae, Prorocentrales, Prorocentraceae. The record is from the annotation of a GenBank genome assembly.